GUAACUAUUCCCCAGGUCAUUGCUGUAAAUGAGAACGUGUUCUCAGUCAACUUACCUGGUAAAAUAACGGAUACAUUCAAAAUAAAAUAAAAUAUAGGAGAGGAGAACAGAAGACAUGACCAGAAACAAGGCAAUUACAAUGAGAAGGAUACCUAGCACACACACCACACACACACACACCACACAUACAACACACACACAUACAAAGAGACCAACUCAGACACAUGCACAAACACUUGUAAAUCUGUUGACAGAAACACACCAAACACAAACACGCACUCAGAUGUCUUUGCUCAGAGAACACUGUUCGCCAGAGCCAGUUCCAGAUCAAGAGGAAUGUGUUCAGGAGGCAGCCAGGAUAUUCACACACAUACACACACACUGGACUUAGACCUGCAACCUCCCACUUACAGCAUGCAACAAAUACACACAUAUCAUCAGAGCAAGACCAGGAAGACAGAAGUUAACUGAACUGCACUCUACAUACUGCUUUGACAAGAGGUGGACACUCUCUUAACAAAGCCAAGUGGACCUCUGCUUGGAGCCACAUUGCAACUUAUCACUUGGUGUGAGCAACACAGUCUCUCAUCUGGUCUGAGCCAGAACAAGCACCUGGAACCUGGAACAUUGACUGUGUCCAACACGUUUGGGGCUUUGACCGCCUUCAUCCAGGAAGAUUACAUACAGAUAGAGACCCGGAUCUGACCUUUGUCUCUCCCCUCCAUCAUUCUCUCUGGUCUCUCUCUGUCUCUCCCCUCCAUCUCCCUGUAUUUCUCUGUCUCUCCCCUCCAUCUCUCUCUCUCUCUGUCUCCUCACUCUUCCAUCCUCCCAGUAUGAUGAUGAGAAGAGAUCGUCUGCUCCUGGCUGUGACCCUCACAGCCAUUUUCACCGCUGACCUCUACUUCGUCCUGCUCCCCAAGCUCCGCCAAAGACAACCAGGACCAGGGAAUGGAGCCUGCCUCUGUCCCUCCUCCAGGGGGACUAACUUCACCCUUGCUGGGUACAGUGGCCUCACUAUCCCCUGGUUCUCCAACAUCACCUCCAUAGACCUCCAGGGUAAGGGGGUCGGAGCUACGGACAACCCCACAGAUUGGGGCUCGAAGCUGGGAAGGCUGUUUGCUCACCCCCUGUAUAACAUUCAGACACCGGAGCUGGGGCUGGAAGAGAGGCUGAUGCAGUCUGAAGAGCUAAUGGAGUAUUACAGGAGGAAGGUCUCGCGCUGGGAACGGCAUAUGAAGCUGUACAGUGAGGCUGCAGCGGCCCUCAAUGUGACAAUGCUGGAACACCAGGUGACCUUUGACCCUGAGGCAAGCUGGCUGAAGUUCCACCUGGGCAUCAACCGCUAUGCCCUGUAUGCCCGUGAUGACCCCACCAUCACCCGCCUGCUGCAAGACAUGCAGGCCACCACUGUCAUCAGCGCAGAUUACACUCAAGAUGAAAAGGCCCUCAAAGGAGCAUGUGACUGUACCCAGGUGGUAAAGCCCAGUGGACACCACCUCAAGCUGGCCCUGAAGAUGCAGAACUUUGGCAAGGCCAUGUUCAAACCCAUGAGACAGCAGAGAGACCAGGAGACUCCUGGUGAUGUGUUCUACUUUGUCGAUUUCCAGAGACACAAUGCUGAGAUUGCUGCUUUUCACCUGGACAGAAUCCUGGACUUCCGGAGGAUACCGCCGGUGGUGGGCAGGCUGGUGAACGUGACGGGGGAGAUUCUCCUGACCACUCAUAACGAGGACCUAAGGAGUGUGUUCUUUACCUCUCCAGCAAACAACACAUGUUUCUUUGCCAAGUGUCUGUACGUGUGUAAGACGGAGUAUGCAGUGUGUGGGAGCCCUGACCUGCUGGAGGGCUCCAUGUCAGCCUACCUCCCCGGUCUCAGCAUUGCCCCUCGUAUCUCGCUCCCCAACCCCUGGAAACGAUCAUACACCUUCACUGGCAGGGAGGAGUGGGAGGUGAACCCCUUCUACUGUGACACCAUAAAGCGUCUGUAUCCCUACAACUCAGGGAACAGGCUGCUCAACAUCAUAGAUAUGGCCAUCUUUGACUUCCUCAUCGGUAACAUGGACAGGCACCAUUAUGAGAUCUUCACUAAGUUUGGCGAUGAAGGUUUCCUUCUUCAUUUUGACAACGCCAAAGGGUUUGGGAAGCAUUCUCAUGAUGAGAUGUCCAUACUGGCUCCACUGUCACAGUGCUGCAUUAUAAAGCGUUCCACGUUGCUGCGGCUGCAGCUCCUCUCACAGGACCACUAUAGGCUCAGUGACGUGAUGAGGGAGUCCCUGGGAGGAGACGCACUGCAGCCGGUCCUCGCUGAGCCCCACCUGCAGGCCCUGGACCGCCGGCUGCAGGGCGUCCUGAAGACAGUCCACAGGUGUGUCCGCAGGCUGGGAGAGGCUCAGGUGAUCACCACAGACUUUGUUGAUACCUCCGUCAUGCCUGAGUCUGUCAAACCAGCGGCUAUGCCCAACAAGGAGAAGUAAUUAAGGUUACUUAGGAAUCCAAACGGAGAAGUGCACUAUAAUAGAGGAUUAGGGUGGCAUUUUGGACGUAUCCCCAAGUCCUGCAAGGGAAGGUAACUAUAGACUAAGGACAGCCUGGGGAUCAUAAUGGCAGGUGAACCUGUCCUGUAAAGCAGGAAGCACAGCGUCUGGUCUCUCUCACAGAGUAAUACAUUCUGCACUCGUUUUCAGUGGUGUCUAUUCAUGGAUGCCAAGGGAAGACAGGCUUCCCCCAAAAUCAAAAAUAAAUAUAUAUGUAUAAAAUAAUG
Molecule: messenger RNA, 2761 nt
Organism: Oncorhynchus gorbuscha (pink salmon)
Lineage: Eukaryota; Metazoa; Chordata; Actinopteri; Salmoniformes; Salmonidae
Product: pseudokinase FAM20A-like
Exons: 11
Coding region: 834-2474 (546 amino acids)
Cellular component (GO): Golgi apparatus
Molecular function (GO): protein serine/threonine kinase activator activity
Source: RefSeq, a predicted model, not a curated record